UUCUAAACAAGAUUGGACGAAAGCCUUAAAUGACGUCAUUACGCUACACGUUGCAGCCAGUCCCAUCUUUAAAACAACGAGUUUAAAGGUACUCAUUUAGACCUGAGAAAAAUUGACCACAGGUUUACAGUACGUUAACCAAUGAGGCAAAUGCGGCCGUUGAGACGUGGAAAAUGAUGUCAGUUGUGAAAUCGAAUUCUCAGCUCCAAAAUAAACGAAGCAUCUAUCAGUGCACGAUGUCUCCAAGGCCAAAUUAGAAAUCCGAGCAACAGUAAAGGAGCAAGCAAACCCUGCUCGCCAUCAUGGUGGAUCUUACGGUGAACUUGUCAUCUAUGUGGGCAGAAUUUACUAGUAACAGCAGCAACAGCAGCCUGACUAAAGACCAGUUGCGAUUUAUUCUGACACAAGAUAUUCACGAGCGUCAUUUUGAUCGAGUAACAGAGACAGUCCUAGUCCUCUUCUAUUCAAUCUUCAUAACAUUCGGUGCUCUUGGAAAUGGCCUCGUUAUUUUCGUGGUGGUGAGAAACCCCAGUAUGCUGACGCCGCGGAACAUCUUCAUCAUCAACCUGGCCAUCUCCGAUCUGACUCUGUGCCUGUUCACCCAGCCCUUGAACUUGUACCUGCUGCUGUUCAAACAGUGGACGUUGGGACAGUUCAUGUGUAAGUUUGUCACCAUGGCCCAAGGGACAAACCUCUUCGUGUCUACCAUCAGCAUUACGGCUAUUGCCCUGGACAGAUUUCAGGUGAUUGUUUACCCUACCAAGGACAGUAUGAAGAAAUUGGGCGCUGCUAUCGCCCUGAUCAGCAUUUGGCUCAUUUCCUUCCUCAUGGCAAGCCCCGCCCUUCUCUUCUCAAUGGUGGACACAUUGCAGCCCUUGGAGGAAGUGCCUGGGGUCUACGUGUACCGCUGUCUAGAGGACAUGUCUUUGGACAUUGAGAAACGUGCGUAUUCUGUGGCUCAGAUGGUGGUCCAGUACGUUCUCCCUUUCAUCAUUCUCAGCGUGGCGCAUCUGCGCAUCUGUAACAAAUUGCGUUACCGAAUGGUCACUACACAAAACGUGCCGAAUUCUGCUGCAACCACAUCGUAUCAGCGCAAGAAAAACGAACGGAGGAGCCGACGGAAGCGGAAGACAAACCUCCUUUUGGCGGGAAUCGCCAUCGUGUUCGCACUGAGCUGGUUGCCGCUUAAUAUCUUCAACUUGCUAGUCGAUUUUAAGGGUGAGUACUUCAAAGGUCACGUGGACACAAAGUUCGUCUCAGCGAUCUGCCACAUGCUGGUCCUGUGUUCUGCGUGUCUUAACCCCGUCCUCUAUGGCUGGCUCAACGACAACUUCCGGGCCGAGUUCGUUAAGAUCCUCUGCUGCACUUGUUGUGAGAUUCUUCGCACCAAACUGCGUCGCGUCCUGUGUUGUUCCCGGCAGGCAGCGGGAGUGCCUGCCAUCACGCUCACCAAGGUCAGCAACGGACAGUCCAUCGCGCUGGACGAAGGAAUGGGGAACGGGAAGUCAAACGCCCUUACUGUGCAAUACCAGACACAGUUAACAGGGUAGGCCCGGGCCAUUUACUAAUGUUUUACACUGAAAGGAGAAGUCUAUUGGUAUCAGGUACGGACUGCAUUUUUUGGCACUUCGAUUCCUGGCAGAGCGGAACCAAUGGCUUGAUUCGGAUUAAAAAGGGUUGUGUUUGAAGCUUUUGCUGGCACAGCAACCAAUCCUGGCAUCGUGUCUUACAAGAAAGAAUCUGCGCCAUUUUUCUUCAACCCAUUGUGGAACCACACUCUCGUUCAAAGUAGAGUCCGAACUGAACCAAGUUUUAGUUUUCGAGUUACUAGCUGCUACAACGGUUAUAGACAAUGGGUGCAGCGAGGAGAUACACUGACCUGAAGGGGUAAACAAAAGGGCUGAACAAUGUGAUAUCAGGGGCUGUUGAAGAAUGCCCUUCCCAAAAGUGUUGAUUAUGAUAUAGCUUCCCUUCUGCUUUUCGUAAUGGACCAUUGGCUUUGGCUCUUUGGAACUUUUCAAGUCUCUGGUGAACCUUACCCUUUCUGGCAGUGUUGUUCCGAAGUGAACAGAUGUUAAGGGUUGCCGAAAUGUAACUUGUCGUAUUUGAUAAAGGACUAAAUUUAUUGCACUUUCAAACUGGACUUUUGUUUUUGGCACUUUUGUCUAUGCCAGAAGCUCUUUACUUUUAUUCAAUUCCAUAGAGUGUGCUCAGACAUGCUUUGUGGAAAUACAUCAGUUGACACUUAGAGUGCUUUAAAGUACAGGUAACUCCAAGAGACAUCAUACAAACUUACUGAGAGGGCAUUCAGAGAGUGUAUCUAGGGUCAGUGCGACGUAGUUAGCGGUUUCAACAGUAAUGGCUUUGUCUGGUACGGUAUGGUUUUAAAACCCUCUCUAUGUAGCAAGCUUAUUUAAGAGGCGGGUCCUCUACUUAUCACUCAUCUCCAUUGAGAGCCAGCUAAGUGGGUCUAGAAAAAUGAGAACUUCUCAGACAAACGCAGUCUACAUUUAUUAACGGAAGUGGCUCGAAUCAGGUUUGCCCUUGCCAUUAUCAUUUUCGAUAUCAACUGGUCUAAAGGUGUGUCUGUUUCAGGUUAGUUCCCAAAUUAAGAUUAUUGCUGAGACAAUAGACUUGAAUCAUAAUGUCCUAGACAAUGCACUGUCAUUGCUGCCAUUCUUUUCUCUUUUAAAAAAAAAACUUGGUUGCCUUGGUGCAUACCAUAAACGUAAAAAUGAAAGACAAAACACAAGUCUCUAUAAUAAUAGUGGAGUGCGAGUGAAACGUUCACGUCUUUGCCCUUCAUUUGGUUCCAAAUAGAGUCCAAUGGUACGCUCCACAGUGAACCAGUAAUACGUCAGGGGUGCCCAUUUUGGGGUAUUAUAAUACAAGUCUAUGACUAAGACUAAAUUGGAUUCUAGCCUACAAGUUGAUCUGUCUUUUCAGGCUACAUAGCAAAAUGUGACAACUCUGUGGUGAGUAGGCAGGUUGGGAAGUGGAGGUUUUCUCACGGAACGCUUCAUCUCCGGCCUACUUUAAAAUUCAAUAUCUGAAACUCUCGUAAUUGUCUUUGUUUCAUCAAAAUGUAUGAACCUAAUGAAGAAUAGCAAACCUGUAUUAGAAAUCGUAUGUAAAAAAAAAAA
This is a messenger RNA of Aplysia californica (California sea hare), 3143 nucleotides long. RefSeq names its product neuropeptide F receptor-like. The record is from RefSeq and is a predicted model, not a curated record. The transcript has 3 exons. Bases 303 to 1550 code for a protein of 415 amino acids. Gene Ontology annotation, molecular function: neuropeptide Y receptor activity. NCBI's taxonomy places the organism in Eukaryota, Metazoa, Mollusca, Gastropoda, Aplysiida, Aplysiidae. Gene Ontology annotation, cellular component: membrane. Gene Ontology annotation, biological process: G protein-coupled receptor signaling pathway.